Coregonus clupeaformis (lake whitefish) is the source of this 10649-nucleotide messenger RNA. RefSeq names its product plexin-B1-like. Bases 770 to 7639 code for a protein of 2289 amino acids. Gene Ontology annotation, biological process: negative regulation of cell adhesion; regulation of GTPase activity; regulation of cell shape. The transcript has 38 exons. The record is from RefSeq and is a predicted model, not a curated record. Lineage: Eukaryota; Metazoa; Chordata; Actinopteri; Salmoniformes; Salmonidae. Gene Ontology annotation, molecular function: protein binding; semaphorin receptor activity. Gene Ontology annotation, cellular component: semaphorin receptor complex.
GUCACCAGGGCAUUUCAGCAGUCGGUGUGGCCAAGCCCCUUUAAAACAUUACGCAUAUCGGGGGCUGGCGUAUCUGGGGCUGUCGUGAGGUAAUCUAUCCAUUCUCGCCACUAUUCGCCGGGCAGGCUUACAUGUGGUAAUCGUAGAAAGUGCACAGUGCAACAUGAGAAAAAAGCUAUAACAAUAAGAUCGCGCACGAGUUGGUUUUAAGCCGGGAAAUGUACAUGGAACAUUGCAGACUUUACUAAAGCUGAAGGUUGUUUGAUCUCGUGAAACAAUCUUAAACCAGCAGAAAACUAAUACCAACCAAACGCAAGUUUGAACGAAAAUUGAAUUUGCGUUAUCCUGACCCCUGGGAACCGUUGUGAUUUGCCUGGAUUUAAAAGCACAAGUUGCUGACAAAUUGGAUAAGCUUGCCCCUGACGGCACUGAACUCACUUGCCUUGUAUCCAGAACGAAACGGCGGGUCGUGGAAUAAACCUCAUUUAUCUGAAUUUAAGGUUUGAGCUGGUACACGUGUAAUUCCGGAACGUUUGGAAUGUAAGCGAAGGAACAGUAGAAAUUGUAAUACUACAGGGCUGGAUCUCAAUAGUCUAGAGUGGCUUCGUCUCCUUUCCUUCAUCUGCACUGAUGUGAAAGAGCUGGACAGGUGAACGCUAUAUCCCGAUUGGAGCCGUAGAGGAGGUGUUUUUAACCAAACCAAGCUGCUGGGAGGUCAAGAGGUGACAUGCCUCUGUAACACAUUGUUGGAAACAAAUGAUUGGUUGCCAUGCCUCCGGGGAUGGCGCGACGUGGUUUCUCAGUCCCAGCGGCGGUCCCAGUACUGUCGCUGCUGCUGCUGCUAGCCGCCAGCUGGCCCUCCUAUGGCCUGGCCUGGGCUUCUGACCCCUCCUCCACCCUCUACUCCCCUUACCCCACCUUCACCCGCACAGACACCCUCUUCGAGCACCUGGCCCUGCACCCGGACCCCGCGGUGGGGCGCAUCUACGUGGGGGCGCGGGACCACCUCUUCCAGCUGGACCGCCACCUGAACGCCGAGCUCCAGGACAACACUGGGCCCGUGACGGACAGCCGCGAGUGCCUGCCCCCCGUCACCGAGAGCAACUGCCCGCAAGCGCGGCGCACCAGCAACCACAACAAACUCCUGCUGGUGGACCCCUACUCCAUGGAACUGAUCACUUGCGGCAGCGUCAACCAGGGCAUCUGCCAGAAGCGGAGUCUGGACUCGGUUGGUACGGUGCUGUUCUCGGCCGAGCGGCCUGUGGACACACAGUACGUGGCUGCCAACCACCCCAACGUGAGCACGGUGGGCCUGGUGGUGCGAUCCCGCCCCGACCGCCAGCCCGUGCUCUUCGUGGGCCGUGGCUACACCAGCAGCCACCCACCCAUCUCCACUCGCAACCUGGCCCAGGAGCCCGUCUUCUCCUACGAGGAAACGGCGAAGCUAGCGGUGGCGGGCCGCCUCUCGGAGUACGACCACCACUUCGUGGCGUCCUUCGCCCACCGCCAACACGUAUACUUCCUGUUCUACCGCCGUGACCUCAAGUCGCAGUCGCGCGAGUACCGCACCUACGUGUCACGCGUGUGCCUGGACGACCAGGCCUACUACUCGUAUGUGGAAGUGCCCCUGGCCUGUCGCUCGGCGGCCGGUAAGAGCUACAACCUGCUCCAGGCUAUCCGCCUUGGUCUACCACCAAAGGAGAGUGGGGGGGAAGCUGGGCAGGCAGAGGUGCUCCUGGGGGUGUUCUCCACCCGGCAGGCCUCGUCCACGCGACCCAGUGAGGACUCUGCUCUCUGCAUGUUCAAUCUUGACGAUUUGGACCAGAGGAUCAACUCUACCAGGGACCUGUGUUACACACAGUUCGGCCGGGGCGAGGGAGGGGGGGAGGCGGCCUACAUCGAGUACGAGGUCAAAUCCAACUGCGCCAACCUGCCGUCGAACACCCUGGAUGCCUACCCCUGUGGUUCGGACCACACCCCCAGUCCAAUGGCCAGCCGGGUGCCGGUGGAAACCGAGCCCAUAUUGGACAGCCCGUCCGCCCGUCUCACCGCAGUGGCUGUCAGCGUGAGGGUGGGACAUACCAUCGCCUUCCUGGGGGACUCCAAGGGGAACCUGCGCAAGGUGUUCCUGGGCCCUAACGGUGAGGUGGAGGAGUACGCUGUCGUCUCCAUCCAGGCCAACACAGCCAUCAGCUCUGACCUGGUCCUGGAUCAGUCUGAGGAACACCUCUUCAUCAUGACCGCCACCAUGCUGCAGAAGAGGCCAGUGGCAGAGUGCCACGAACACCUGGACUGCCAAGCCUGUCUGUCGGCCCACGACCCCUACUGUGGCUGGUGUGUCCUGGAGGGGAGGUGUGGGCAGAAGUCUCAGUGUUCACACGGGGCUCAGGCGGGCCAGUGGCUGUGGAGCUUCGACAUGGAGCAGCAGUGCCUCACCAUCCAGUCCCUCAGCCCCUCCAACAUCAGCCGCGAGGAGAAGAGACAUAUUGCUCUAUCAGUCCCGGGCCUGCCCAUCCUAGAAGAGGACAACUCAUACUCCUGUUUCUUCCAUGACACUGAGAGUCCUGCCACCGUUACCGAUACGGGCGUCACCUGCCUCUCCCCCGACCCCCACAGGGUGCCAACUGUGCCCCCCGGACAAGAUUUUGUCACGGUCACCCUGUCCCUGCGCUUCGGUGAUGUCAUCGUCACGGCGACAGAGUUCACCUUCUACGACUGUACCGCAGUCAAGCAGCUGUCUGGGAGCGUGCCUUGCCGUGGUUGCGUGUUGAGUCGCUGGGGCUGCAACUGGUGUGUCCACCAGCACACCUGUACCCACAAGCCCACCUGUGACAAGGGGGUCAUCAUCUACAAUGAACACUUUAAACUCCCCACCUCGGCUCCUCCCACAACUAAAGCCGUAACUAUAACAACGACUUCCCCGUCCACAACCGUGGCCCCCACAACAGCAACUGUGCCCCCAACAACGACAACAACAACCACACCCCCAACAACGACAACUACCACAAUUUCAACAACUAUCGCCACGACUACAACAACCGAAGCCGCAACCACCAUAGCGACCACCGAGGAGCCUACGACAACAACCCUGCCUACAACCGUCCCCACAACCACCACCCCAGAGCCGACUACACCGCCCACCACUGUUAUGUCAACGGAGGCCCCCACCACUCUUCCCCCGACAACGGUAGUCGAGGCUACAACGCCCAUGCCUGAGACCACCACCAGUGAGGAAGAGGAGCAAACGACCGCAGAAGAGCUCUUUGCAGAGGCUGAAACUGAAAGUGAAACUGAAGGACCUGUGGUUACCCCUGGUGACAUGGAGCUUGCCGCUGAAACCGAGGUGGCGACAGUUAUGCCUGAAGACGAGCAGCCGUCCGAUGAUCUCGCCAUCCUAAACCCCCUGGCGUUCCCCCCCGAGACAUCCCCAUUGGAAGUGGUCACCGCGUCCCCCCCUCAGGAACUGGACGAGGCUCUGACUCUGGCCAAGCCCCCCAUGGAGGUCCAGCCCACCUCUGGCAGCUACCCCUUCCCGACCCCCUUCCCCCUGUGGGAACCGGCCGACUCGGAGCCCACCUUCCACCUGGACCUGACGGGAGCCCACUUCCCGCCUCCGCUAGAGCCUCUCCCCCCCACUGAGGCGGAGGGCCAGGGCGCCGAACCGGAAGUGCUCCUCUGGCCCAGGGAGGAAGUGGAGGAGGAGACAGAGGGCACAGCGGCUGAGAACGACACCAGCGCCGCGUUUUCGGCCGCCACCGUGCUUUCAGGGGACGGAGAGGCAACUGACUCCCCUUCGGCCUCUGCCUACCCCCGGCUUCUUGGCGCCAACUUAGAGCUGGACUACCAGUACGACUCGUCCGACACCUUCCUGCCGGGGGACGAGGGCUCCUAUGUGAGUUGGGGCUCGUCUGCUUGCCCCUGUGUGGAGAAGGUCCAGGGUUCGCCUCUGUUACCAGUCAGAGUGGAGAGGAAGAUCACGCUACUCGCCCGAAACCUCCACCUGUACCAGGACAGAGACUUGGACUACGAGUGUGUGUUGGUGAUCGAGGGCCGUACAGUGGUGGUGGAUGCCUAUGUGGAGAUGGACGAGAUGAACCCGUCUCUCUUUGACAUCACCUGUCAGCUGCACCAGUAUUCCUACUCUGCCCUGGUGGAGGAGUACAACGCCAUGGUGUACGUGAAGAGGCGGGACACCUUCCACGUGGACAGCUCUCACGAUUUGUAUGUGACUCUGUACAACUGUUCAGUGGGGCGUUCGGACUGUAGCCGGUGUCACACGGCGGACCAGAAGUACGGCUGUGUGUGGUGCGGAGGGGGCCAGUCCACCUGUCUCUACAGAGACUCCUGCAGCGAGCCUAUUGAACAGACCUGCCCCGCCCCCGUCAUCCAUGCUAUCGAGCCCCUGUCAGGUCUGGUGGAGGGGGGCACGGUGGUGACCAUCUCAGGGUCAAACCUGGGCCAGAAGGCUGAGGACAUUCUGCACUCUGUCACUGUGGCUGGGGUUUCCUGCUCUGUCAUCCCCCACCUCUACGAGGUCUCCUCCAGGAUCGUGUGUAAGACUGAAGCCAGCGGGGGAGAGAAGAUGGGCCAGGUGUCAGUAGAAGUGAGCGGGGGAGAGUUUGGCCUCUCCAGCCAGAGGUUCAGUUACCAGGACCCGUUUGUGAUGGAGGUGUCCCCCCAGAGGGGUCCCAUGGCGGGGGGAUCAUCCCUUACCAUCACUGGGAGGAACCUGCUCACAGGACGCCCUUCUGACAUCACUGUCACUGUGGGAGGAGUGCCCUGUGUCAUUUUGUCAAAGGUCCAGGAGGGCAGUGUGGUGUGUGUGACGGGCAGCAGCAAUGGGACGGGAGAGCACCGCGUGACGCUUCGCUAUGGCAACAGCCAGCGCCACCUCCACGAGUCGGCCUACCGCUACACCCCCAACCCCAACAUCACCCAGGCCGCGCCCGCCAAGAGCUUCCUCAGCGGUGGUCGUCUGGUCUUCGUGUCUGGCCAUAACCUGGAUGUGGUGCAGGAACCUAGGAUGUUGGUGACCGUGUCCCCCUAUGAGUCAAUCGGCCAGAGGAAGAGAAGGAGGAGGAGGAGGAGUGGAGGAGAAAGGGAGGAAGAGACUGAGGACAAGGUGCUGUUGAGGCAUCGCAGGAUCGUCCCGGAGCCCGAUUGCCCCGGCGACCCCCUAUGCUCCAUCAAACAGUACAUAGAGCGCUGCGAGGUCAACUCCUCCAGUCUGAUCCUGUGUCGGAGCCCAGCGGUGGAGCCCUCGGUGUGGGGCUCGCGGGUGGACGUGGCCUUUCUCCUGGACAACCUAGUGUUCCCGUUCGGUGCCGUCAGCCCCCAGGGGGCCUUCAGCUAUGAGCCCAACCCUGUGCUGCACCCGCUCAACCAGCAGGAGCCCCUCAAGCCCUACCGCUACAACCCAGGAAGCUUCAUUCAGCUGGAGGGUGAGAACUUGGACCUGGCCAUCUCUAAGGAGGAGGUGGUGGUACUGGUGGGGGAGGGUGUAUGUUCCGUGAAGACCCUCACCAGGAACCACCUGUACUGCGAGCCCCCGCCCCAGCAGCCCGUCCCGGGACCUCCCAACGGCGGCAGGAAGCGCGAGGGCGCCGACACACUGCCCGAGUUCACCGUCCACAUGGGCAACCUGAACUUCUCCCUGGGCAGGGUGCAAUACGACACCCUCAGCCUGUCCACCUUCCCCCUGGAGGCCAAGAUAGGGGUGGGCGUGGGGGCCUCCAUUGUAGCCCUCAUCGUCCUCAUCAUAGUGCUCAUCUACAGGAGGAAGAGUAAGCAGGCUCUGAGGGACUACAAGAAGGUUCAGAUCCAGUUGGAGAACCUGGAGACCAGCGUGAGAGACCGUUGCAAGAAAGAGUUCACAGACCUGAUGACGGAGAUGAUGGACAUGUCCAGUGACCUGGUGGGCUCAGGCAUUCCCUUCCUGGACUACCGGCGCUAUGCCGAGCGGAUUUUCUUCCCGGGCCACCGCGAGUCGCCCCUGCGGAGGGAUCUGGACGUGCAGGAGUGUCGACGGGCCACAGUGGAGCAAGGCCUGGUGCAGCUCUCCAACCUGCUCAACAGCAAACUCUUCCUCACCAAGUUCAUCCAUACUCUGGAGAGCCAGCGGACGUUCUCGCCUCGGGACCGGGCCUACGUGGCAUCUCUCCUGACAGUGGCACUGCAUGGUAAACUGGAGUACUUCACCGACAUCCUCAAGACCCUCCUCAACGAUCUAGUGGAGCAGUAUGUGGCCAAGAACCCCAAACUCAUGCUGCGGAGAACGGAGACAGUGGUGGAGAAGCUUCUGACCAACUGGAUGUCCAUCUGCCUCUACGCGUUCCUCAGGGACUCUGCAGGCGAGUCCCUGUACAUGUUGUUCAGGGCUAUCAAACACCAGGUGGACAAGGGGCCAGUGGAUGCGGUGACGGGAAAAGCAAAGUACACGCUCAACGACAAUCGCCUGCUCCGAGAGGACGUGGAGUACAAGACCCUGACCCUGAACGUGUUGAUGCAGGGUGGGGGGGUGAACGAGACCCAGCCGCUGCCCUCCAAGGUGCUGGACAUAGACACCAUCACCCAGGUGAAGGAGAAACUCCUGGACCAGGUCUACAAGGGCACCUCCUUCUCCCACCGGCCACACACAGACUCCCUGGACCUGGAGUGGAGGUCCGGUGUAGCUGGUCAUUUGAUCCUGUCUGAUGAAGACCUGACAUCUGUUGUCCAGGGCAACUGGAAGCGCCUCAAUACACUACAACACUACAAGGUUCCAGACGGCGCAACAGUGGCUUUGGUCCCGCGCCACAGCAAACACAUCCACCACGACAAUCAUGACUACGUAGCAGGGGAAAAGACGCCCAUGCUGGAGGAUGCGGACGAGGGCGGGGUGAGGCUGUGGCACCUGGUCAAGGCCAGUGAUGAGCCCGAGCUACCCAAGCACCGCCGGGGCAGCGUGAGGGAGAGGGAGAGGGCCAAGGCUAUACCAGAGAUCUACCUCACACGCCUGCUCUCUAUGAAGGGAACUCUGCAGAAGUUUGUAGACGAUCUGUUCACGGUGAUCCUGUCCACCAGUCGUCCCGUUCCGCUGGCAGUCAAGUACUUCUUUGACCUGCUGGAUGACCAGGCGCAACACCACGCCAUCACUGACCCUGAGACCAUCCACAUCUGGAAGACCAACAGUUUGCCCCUGAGGUUCUGGAUCAACAUUGUGAAGAACCCCCAGUUCAUCUUUGACGUCCAGCCCUCGGACCACGUGGACGCCGUGCUGACGGUCAUCUCCCAGACCUUCAUGGACUCCUGCACCACUGCUGAGCACAAGCUGGGCAGGGAUUCACCAAUCAACAAACUGCUGUAUGCCCGAGACAUCCCCCGUUACAAGCAGAUGGUGGAAAGGUACUACGCUGACAUCAGACAGACCAUCUCUGCCAGUGACCAGGAGAUGAACUCAGCUCUAGCAGAACUUUCCAGGAAUUACUCAGGAGAGUUGAAUUACCUUGUUGCCCUGCACGAGUUGUACAAGUACAUCAACAAAUACUAUGACCAGAUCAUCGGGGCCCUAGAGGAGGACAGCAUGGCCCAGAAGAUGCAACUGGGCUACCGGCUCCAGCAGGUCGCUGCAGCCGUGGAGAACAAAGUCACCGACUUGUGACAGCAGAACCACCGACCGAGACCACGCCGGCGAGGGGGACCACAUUAGUGGGUAACCUCACACUGUGAGGUUACCCACUAGAGUGGGGGAGGGAAAUGCAGAGGGGGGAGCAAAAAGCCCCGCCCCUUUUCCACAUUAAGGGCCAAUGGGUGACUGGUGUUUACACACAAACACCCCCUUUGGUGGUGGUGGUGGACACAAACCCUUCUCUCACUCUCCACUGUGGACAAAACAGGAGGGAAAGGGCAGGGGAGACACACACACGGACCAGGUGCCUUUGUUUGUAUGUCCCACCCAUUCAACCUUCAGCCCUGAGUUGGACCACGUUGUGGCAUCUGCAUCUGCCUCUCUUCUAGAACUCUCUGUGGAAGUAGGAGAAUUAUAAGAAGGGGCUUGGGAUAUCUGGAUGUUAUCCGGACGCUAUCUGGACAUUAUCCGGACAUUACAUGAUGUGCCAAUGGAAACGUGCUGAAGUCAACACUCUGUAGUCUCAUAUGAAUGAAUGAAAGAAAUCGUGUAAUAUGUAUCAAAAUGGUGGUUAUAGGGGAAGCUAGAUGGAAAGGACUCACCGGUCACUAUUUUGCUUGAUGGCAUGAUGUGAAGCCGUUUCACAAUGGGAAACACUGAGUGGAUGAAAUUGAAAAAGAUACUUCCAUUCCUUGUGCUUGUGUCGUUGCGUAAUUAGAGGUUGAAUGUCUGUCCAUCUCCCUCUCUUUAAAUGUGCGUGCGUGCAAGGGCGAACUGUCUUGGUUUACACGCCCCGCCCACUGACGCCAUUGUUUUAUAUAAUUGAAGAUAUAUGUUGGGCAUUACUUGUAUGUACCUCCCUCUCUCUUGUGCACAAUUGCCAGAAUUCGGGUUGGAUUUCCCCCCAUUCAAGACAACACAAUUUUUUCACAGCAGAGUGAAAUGUUUUAUUAGCGUUUCAUAAACAUUACACAAAACGACAUCGUCACCAAUUAAUACAGUUGGAUAGGGUCGUUUUCUGUAGGGUCUUGAGUCUCAUCAAUUAUCAGCACUCUCUUCCUCCUUUUACUCAAAUAAAUACUCAAGCUAUCCUCUUAUCUCAUUGAAACUUGUUUCAUGUGAUCACGGUUUGUCUGCUAUGGUAAACCAGAUUGCGCUCUCCCCCUGACUCUCUUUAUGUCAUAACACUAGCUUCGUUCCAUAUCCGUCCAAAUCAUAAGUACAAAUAAUGUAUUUCACACGCACACAUGCAGACACACGCACACAUAGUUCACUCAAUCAUGACACUCUUGAGACAGCUAUUGUAAAAAAAAGAAAUGCUGUCUUUUUUCAAAUCUGUAAUUAUUGUCAUUCCGCUUUUUCAGGUAGCGCCCACGUCCAUACAAAUCUGUGCGUUGUUCAUCUUUAUGUUAUAGGAACGGGAGGAAAAUGUUUUUGUAGGAGUUGAAAUAAACAGCUCUGGGAGGCUGACUAGACUGCAGGACUAAAAUAAUGGUACUGAAAGCAGAGGCAGUCUUUCAAAAGGUACUAAAAAUUGGUGACCGUGUGAAUGAAUUGUUUACUUCGACUUUUUGUUGCUUUUACGCUGUUUAUUUCGAAAGGUAACGGUCACUGGAAGGACACUAGAUCAGAGAUUAAAGAAACAAAUCUCAACUUUAGAAUUUAAUAGUUAAAACAUGUGUCCUACAGACAGUAUUUUAUGGCGUACGUUCUUACAGAUUCCCAUGUUGUACAUUUUUAACAUUCCUUUUUUGUUUUCAACCAAGAAAAUGCUAUUGAAUCAUGAUUUUUCACUUUGUGCUGUUGUAAAGUAGACUACUUAUCUGACAUCAGCGAACGCUCAUUGAUAUGUGUAUUGCAGUUCUUCUAUUGAACACAAGAUGGCAACCGCUCCUAUAUUUGUUGAACUUGUGCUCUAACACAAGUGCACUGCUGUAUUUACUGUCCAUUAAGUUUCACAGAAAAUACUUUGACCUAGUCAUAUUUUCCAAGGUUUGAUUAAAUAUUAGGAUUAUAAAGCACAUUGCCAUUUCUGAACUUUACCGAAAUGAGUUAUCUUAUGAUUUCCCCAUGGGCUAUGUUAUUCAUCAUUUGCUCACAUCGACAUUCUCUAUUACACAACAGCCUUAUUUUAUAAAGCUAGAUUGCAUCCCAAAUGGCACCCAUUUAGGGUUAGGGUUAUAGAGAUCUGGUCAAAAGUAAUGCAUUAUGUAGAGAAUAUGGGGCCAUUUGAGACGCAUCCCUAGACUUAUCAUUCUAUUCCACAGAGCUUUAAUAGUUUGUUGGAAGUUAGGAUGAAAUCCUUUGGUAAAGCUACGUACCAAGCAACAACGUUAUCACAUGAAUUGGAGGUGUUGCAUGAAUGUUAACUACACAUAAGCCCUAACUGACUUAUGGAUGAAGUUUGACACCACCCUCCUGGUAGGCUAUAUCUUUAUAUGAGGGUGCACUGUUGGCUUUCUAGUGAGUAGUGACCAAAAAGAGCCUGACAAUGAGUCGGCAUAUCAUUUAACUGUAAAACCCAAUCACGUGUCUUCCUGUUUGGAUAGCCAAUAAUUUCCAAGAGAGAGGCACCUUUUUUAACAGAUGUGUAUGGAGUGUAUUCGUUACACGCUAUUGUGUAGGUUCUCCAGUUUGAUGCUGUUUCAUGUGCACCACCAUUGUCCCUAGAUUGCACAGUAUAAGUGAGUCAUAGUAGCCUAUAGGUUAACAUCACACUACUUACCACACGCAACUGUCUCAUUUGAAAGGACAAUUUGUACUGUCAUAUGCUUUUAAUGUAGACAAAUAUGUAUGAAGCCUUAUGAUGGAGUGACCAUGAUGGUGGAGGUCAUUUGAGGGAAAAACUAACUAUUGUUAGGCUGUAUAAAUUCAGCUAUGUAGAGCAGGCUCUGCAAUGAGCAAUUUUUAAGGAGGGUUCUUAUUUUGUCUGUUAAUAUCAUUGUACAUAAUGAUUUUAAUGUAACUUGUAGCGACUUAAUCUGUUUAAUAAGAGAGUGUAAAUUCUUACAGAAGGUGAGGUAAUAAAGUAUUCAUAAAAUCA